Messenger RNA from Pterocles gutturalis (yellow-throated sandgrouse), 1215 nucleotides. It is a transcript of the gene FKTN, whose product is annotated as fukutin. Lineage: Eukaryota; Metazoa; Chordata; Aves; Pterocliformes; Pteroclidae. The record is from RefSeq and is a predicted model, not a curated record. The coding region runs from base 1 to 1215 and encodes 404 amino acids. Gene Ontology annotation, cellular component: Golgi membrane. The transcript has 8 exons.
AUGCAGAAGAUCAAUAAGAACGUGGUCCUGGCGCUCCUUUCUCUGACCAGCCUGGCGUUCCUCCUCUUCCAGCUGUACUAUUACAAGUUCUACCUAUCGCAGAAGAAUGGAGCUGUUUUUUCAAAAAUCAGAGGAAGCCAGUCAGGGCAAGACAGCACUAGAUGGCAUGUGGUUAGGAAGUUCCUAGACUUAAUAUCCAGUCACAAUAUACCAGUGUAUUUGAUCGAUCCUUUGAUUCUGGGACUGGUUGAUAAAGACAUUGAACAGAUCAGAAGUUCUCCUGAUGGUCCUAGUCCAGAAUGCAAGUACUUCUGCGCUCCAAGAGACUUUACAACAUUUGCACUACUGGACAAAACGUGGAAACAUGAAGUGGGCUUUUUUAGAACUGCUGAGAAAAUGGGGUUCCAGUGGCUAAAGAUUAUGAACAAGGACCCCCGCUUGGAUGGGAUGGAUGACCUGUCUGGGAUUGAAAUUCCCUUGCACUACAUAUUUAAGCUGGCAUCUCAUGCCAUUCACCUGGUGGUCUUCUAUGAGAGGAGCGGUAAUUAUCUCUGGCAUGGCCCCCUGAGACUCAAGCAACAUAUGGACAGGAAGUUUGUGCCUUUCCGGAAACUUCACUUUGGUCGCCACCCUGGAGCAUAUGAAAAGCCAGAACUUCUGCUUGUUUCCAUUGAUGGCUUAGAAGUUCAAAUUCCAAAAAAUCCAUCCAGUUUUCUAAAGGAGAUAUCAUACUCUAGAUUUCUUGAAUGUAGGUACAGAGAAGCUCGGGCUUUCUUUCAGCUGUAUCCUGAUGAUGCCUCUCUUGAUGCAGUGGACUUCAGAAAAAAAGCAAAAUCCUUGCUCCAUCUGGCUGCCCUGACACUAAAUGAGUUAGGAGUAAAGUUCUGGCUGAGCAGUGGAACAUGCCUUGGCUGGUAUAGACAGUGCAAUGUCAUUCCUCACAGUAAAGAUGUGGAUUUGGGAGUCUUUAUAAGAGACUACAAAGCAGAUAUCAUUCCAGCCUUUCAGAAAGCAGGUUUACCACUGAAGCACAAAUUUGGCAAGGUAGAAGACAGCUUAGAACUCUCUUUCCAGGGAGAAGAUGAUGUGAAACUUGAUAUUUUUUUCUUCUAUGAAGAGAAUGACCACAUAUGGAAUGGAGGAACUCAGGCCAAAUCGGGCAAGAAAUUUAAGUAUGAACUGGAUUUGUACCUCUUAUUAGUGGAAAAAAAUUGA